Molecule: messenger RNA, 332 nt
Organism: Nezara viridula (southern green stink bug)
Lineage: Eukaryota; Metazoa; Arthropoda; Insecta; Hemiptera; Pentatomidae
Source: the annotation of a GenBank genome assembly
CUAGCCCCUUCUUGUGAAAUCAAUCGGAAUUAAUACAUUUAUUGAAUUUGAAAUCUUAUAUUUUUCAGUGGUUUCAUAUCUAGAAGUCAUUUCCCUUAAUCUAUAUAGUAUUUUCGUGUUGUUGAGGUUAGGAAAAAGAAGGUGCUGUUGGAUCAUGGUGAAAGCAGAUUCUACUGAGACAGUCCAGAUUUUCAUCAUGAGAGAACUAUAUGAUAUACUGAAAAAAAUGCGAUGGAAUAAAAAUAAAUGGACAUUUUGCAUUAAUAAAAGAGGAAAGGAUAGAAUAUACUUGCUCUCCUGCUUCAACUUUUGUUUUUGAAGUUUGUGUGUGA